GCUCGAGUCUCUACGCGGUUUCGCUCCUUCCCCUGAAAGGGGAGGUUGCAAGGACAAGGGUCAUGGAGGCUGAGGACAAGUUCGCGGCCCUGCGCACCAAGAUCUUCACCGAGUCCAUCGAGACCUCCAACGAGCCCAGGUGGGGCUAUUUCGGCAUCCCCGGCUCGCUGGCGAUCGGGGACAACUCCUAUGCGCCAAGGUUGACCAAGAAGCCGGUGGUCGAGGAUGAGGAGAACACCACCCGCAACAUCAUGGGGAAUCCUGUGAAGAAAGGCACCACGCCGGACGUCUACUUCAAGUUCGAGACUCCGCUGGGCAUCGGGGACCCGUACCAAGACCCGGGCCUGGCCAUGAAGAAGGGCAAAGUUUGGAUGCUGGACCCGGACGCCUCCUUCAAGCCCCCGGGCAAGGUGAAGCAGAGCAUCAACAAGCUGGGCUACGAGUAUGUGGAGCACUGCGACCAAGUGAAAGACCCGAAGGCGGUCAAGGAGAAGUACACAGACUACAUCCCUCCACGCAACAUCCUGGGCGGCAAUUCCAAGCGAGGUGGCCCCGGCGUGCUGACGGGCGGCGUGCUCUUCGGUUUCGGGGAGCCGGGCGCUUUCCCAGAGCACAUGCCGGACGACUACGACGCCGCGAGGAAGCAGCGCAAGAAGGAGCUGGAGGAACACCACAGCAAAGUGCAGGAGAUGGCGUUCAAGGGCCUGGACUAUGGGAACAAGUUCUUCCAGAGCAAUGAGGAAGCCUUCGGAGGAUAUGAACACCCAACGCAUGUCCCGCGCGACCCACAACCGGACACGGCUAUCAAGUUCCCUCACGAGUCGCCCUUCCGCCCCACCAACCCCAUGAAGCGCGAUGCGGUCGGCUGCCUCAUGGGCGGCAUCCCCGAGUACAUCCCUUCUCCGGAGGAUCCUUUGGUGCGCAAGCCAAAGGUGGAAGAUGCGCCUCCAGCCUUCCGUUUGGGCGCUCCCCGUGGUGUGGCCAAGCCUACUCCAUCUGUGACCACGCUGGCGCGGAACAUGCGCAACGAGAGGCCCUCCAGCUUUAUGCGGCCGACUCUCUAAAGUGAGCAGGACGGGUUUCACAAUCGGCGCUUGGCGUGCUCCGCGAAAUGUGGCGGGCAGCUUCUGGGUCAACGUUUGGGAAAAGGUGCGACGGUUUUGUCGUGUAG
Effrenium voratum is the source of this 1171-nucleotide messenger RNA. The record is from the annotation of a GenBank genome assembly. NCBI's taxonomy places the organism in Eukaryota, Dinophyceae, Suessiales, Symbiodiniaceae.